AUGAAGUUGCAAUAUAAGAAACAAGGAAAUAUUGAGCUUGUAGGAUACACCGAUGCCAGCUGGGCUUCUGAUUUGAACGAUCGUAAGUCAACGAGCGGCUACAUCUUCAUGCUACAAGGAGGUGCGAUUGCUUGGUGCUGUAAACGACAACCAACUGUAGCGCUGUCAUCAUGCGAAGCCGAGUAUAUGGCGCUGGCGGCCACUGUUCAGGAAGCUUCGUGGUGGCGCGGAUUGUUAGCACAAUUUGGACAGGAGAAACCGAUCGAAAUACGCUGCGAUAACCAAAGUGCUAUUAGUAUCGCCAAGAAUGGCGGUUACACACCACGUACGAAGCAUAUUGAUAUACGCCAUCAUUACAUCCGGGACGCUCUCGAACAGAACAUCAUCAACAACAUUGCCGGAUCGUGCCGUAUCAUGUAA
Molecule: messenger RNA, 420 nt
Organism: Topomyia yanbarensis
Lineage: Eukaryota; Metazoa; Arthropoda; Insecta; Diptera; Culicidae
Exons: 2
Coding region: 1-420 (139 amino acids)
Molecular function (GO): nucleic acid binding
Source: RefSeq, a predicted model, not a curated record